GCCGAAGAGGAGGCCGGGAUGUCGGGCAGUCGGCGGCGGAGAGAUCCUGGCGCAGGCCGACAGCAGGAAUCGGCAAUGCGACAGAACGCCAGUCCUCGCGUGGGUCCCGAGGAGGCAGCGAAAAGGAGGGGAGGGUGGCGACGUGAGAGAACAACCGGACAGGGCACGGUCCCAUGCAUGGCGCAGACAGUGCUGGGUGCACGGGCAUGUGGUCCACUAUGCACUUCUCGGCCGAGUGCGCGAACGACGAGGACGUGGAUGACGUGGCCGGUGGUCAUACGCAAGAGAAGGUGGAACCAUCAAGAGGACCACUGCAGGAGCUGGAGGCGCAGUUGGGAGUCUCUCAGUGGAGGGUGCCACAGAUUGACAUAAGGGAUGGUGAGCCAACUGGGGACAUAUCGCAGGAGGAGGUCCAAGAGUCAGAGCGAGAGGCGAGGCCAAGUGCUCAGAGGAGGCGAGCCGUGGAGGAGGUGAUUGAAGUGGGAGAGGAUACUCCUCCUCAAUCACCUGUUCAUGUACCAGGGUCUGAGCCAGAGUCAGAGGAUGUCCAAGAGGUAGAGGAGGAGUUGCAGCGUGGAGAUAUUUCACUACCUCCCCCAGAUAAGACUAUUUCGCCGGGGGUGAGAGUGGAGAUGGAGCGGGAGGAGACAGGCUGUAGGAGAGAGGCCCUUUCCACGGUCAAUAGAUAUCUGGCGGCACAUGCCCAGGAGUAUCCUGACCUCGAGGGACCCCCAUUCAUUGAGCCAUUACAGGAACAUCGUCAGGCAGAGAUAGAGGCGCGGCCUGAGGUCCCAUCAAGAGAUGCUCGAGGAGGGACCAGGAGAAAGGAGGAGGAGGAGGACGACGAGGAGGAGGAAGAGGAGGAGGAGGAGGAGGAGGAGGAAGAGGAGGAGGAGGAGGAGGAGGAGGAGGAAGAGGAGGAGGAGGAGGAGAACGAAAUAGGAGACGAUGUAGGAAGGAGAAGGUUCAGCGGCGGCGGUGGGAGAACGGUUCAGGACGACAGGAGGACGGGUGGAGGAGCAGCUGCCACGUCAGCAGACACAGCAGAGGGCGACACAGCAGCUGCCACAGCAGGAGGUGCGACAUCAGCAGCAGACACACAGCUGUUACAACAUCCGCAGUUGCCAAGACAGCAGCUGCACCACGUGCCACGUCAGCCGCUGCACCAGCUGCCACUUCAGCAGCUGCAGCGGCUGCCACAUCAGCACACACAGCAGCUGCCACAUAGCAGCUGCUGCACAUCAGCUGCCACGGAGCAGCUGCUACACAGCAGCUGCCGCACAACAGCUGCCACACAGCAGCUGCCACAUCAGGAGGUGAGACAUAAGCUGAAGUACAUCAGCAGCAGCCGCACAGCAGUUGCCACAUCAGCAGCACCACGACAGCAGCCACACAGCAGUUGCCACAGCACCACAGCAGCAGCACCACAGCAGCAGCCACACAGCAGUUGCCACAACUCGACAGCACCACAGCAGCAGCACCACAGCAGUUGCGACAUCAGCAGCAGCCGCAGCAGCUUCCACGUCAGCAGUAGCACCCGCAUCGGCAGCAGCACCACAGCAGCAACUUCCACGUCAUCAGGAUCCACAUCAGCAGCAGCCGCAUCAUCAUCAUGGCGACGCGAGUGGACCGGCACACGAAAACGGGCUUAUGAGCACUUCCUCUUGAAGAGGUCCCAGUGUCCUUAUGACACCAUAUCCAUUUGGAAGAGACUGCACAAGGCAGGUUGUGAUAUGGCUCCGGACUUGCUGGAUAGGGUGCAACGUGCAUUGGAGAAGGAGAACAGUGAUGUAGAUGAGGAUGCUGCGAUGGGAGGUGUUGUAGAGGGUGAUGGAGGAGGUGCCGAGAUUGGUGUUGACUCCGAGGAGCCAGUUUGUAGGCGGCCUGGCAGCGGACCAGGAGAGUUGGCGAGCGGGUGUGUUGCAGUUGGGCCGGUCGCCAUUGGGGGAGCGGGCGGGAGGCGGCGAAUGCAGCAAGAGGUCCAGACACGUGGACCAGCAAAACAAACGUCAAUCGCGAGGUACGCGAAGAAUCCGCGGCAGGAGGACAUCGAUGACUCUUGCUGCGAGUUCUUCGUCGAGAACGUCAUUCCGUUCAACGUCGCGAAGAGCAAGAGUUUCAAGGAGUUUCAGUUGGCGUGUUACGGUUCACAGCCUGCAGCGAGGUGCCCUCUUGUUCCCACUGGGUACAACCCAUUGAGAUGUCGCCUACUUGAGCAGUUGCGGGGCAGGUUGGAGAAGGAGGAGCACGCGAUCAGGGAUGAUUGGCAAGUCACAGGUUGCACGUUCAUUACUGACGGGACUACAGACAUAUGUGGCCGAUCAUUAAUGAACUACAUCCUCGCAGGACGUUCAAAGCCAAUUUUCGUGAAGUGCGAGGAUGUGAGCGAGGGGGAUAAGGAUGCAGCUACUGUCGUAGCGGGGUGGAAGCGGUUCUUUAGGGAGUGGGGGGUGGAGAAGAUCACAGCGAUCUGCACAGACUCCUUCGCGGGGAACAAGAGUGCAGCUAGGAUGUUGAGCAGGGAAUGGGCGGCUGAGGUCAUCAACAGGGCGAACAAGGUGGUCAACUUUUUUAGGGUUCACAAGUGGCCACGUUCCCACCUGAGGGCGCAAUUGCUGAAGUACCCUGAGUUGAAGGCCACCUGUCUCCUUCGGCCAGCAUCGACAAGGUUUGGGACCCACUACGUGAUGCUGCACAGACUGCAGGUGUGUGAGAAGGUGCUUGUGCGUAUCGUGACCGGGCGCCCCUGGGAGAACAUGAUGUGGCGCGUUGACCGCACUGAUGAAGAGCCCGUACGAUGUGCUGAGAGAGGUGGACAAGGAUGUUCACUGCGACAUGGCUUGUCGGCUCAGAGCAUUGUCCGUUAUGGCCCCCUCACUGUAGAAGAGCGAGAGGUUGUCAUUGCGGACGUGGGCAAGAGGACAGACAUGCUUCUCAGCCCCAUACACGCUGUCGUACGGCUGUUGGAUCCUCAGUUGAGGGAUGUUGCUGUUUUCAGCAAUGUCGACCUCAUGGCGCAGUUUGACAGCGUUGUCGAGCGGUUGAUCGACAAGAAGGGUUCGAAGAGGUUUGACGACUGCAAGGACCAACUGUACGACUUCCAGUUUGGGAGAGGGCUCUUUGGUGACCCUGCAGUGGUGAGGAGGGCAGCAAAGGACAAUCCUGUGUUGUGGUGGGAGGCGCACGGAGCUGGCCAUCCAGACAUCAAGGAGUUGGCAGUAACGGUGCUUUCCAUCUGGACAACAUCCUCACCAACUGAGAGGAAUUGGAGCACUUGGGCUCUCGUGCAGACCAAGUCCAGAAAAAAGUUGCACCACCACCGCAUCGAGAAACUGGUGUACUCGCAUUGGAGCCUCAGGCUCACGAACAGGGGGGAUAAUCGGCCCACGAUCGUAGGAAGGUGGUUGGGGUUGGAGAAGGACUGGGCUAACGAGGACUUGGAGGGUGACAUGGCGAAUGUCACAGAUGCUGUCGAUGACAACGAGGUUGGUGUGGAGGGCACUGGUUCUGUUGCAGGCAGCACCAACAUUGCCCGUGAUCCUCCUGCGAGGUCGGCAUCCGUGCAGAGGUUGGAGGACGUGGAGGAGGCUAUCGAGACGGACAAGGCUGAGGAUGAUGUGGAUGACAACCUCAGUGACGAGGACAACAUUCCAGGCGAGGAGUGGGUGGACGAGAGGUCAGAUUCUGAUAGAUCAUGGACGAGGAGGGAAGAGAUUCUUCCAUAUAUAGAGGACACACGCUUCAGUCAUCGAUUGAAAGACUAGCGUGUGCAGAGAGAGCAGCAUGAGCAUCUUGACAAGGAUCAGCAGGAGGAGAACCGACAACAGGAGGAAUACCAUCAGCAGGAGGAGCACCAGCAGCAGGAGGAGCACCAACAGCAGCAGGAGGACCGACAGACGGAGCACCCGCAAGAGGAACAUCAGCAGCAGCAGGAGCACCAGCAGCAGGAGGAGCACCGUGGAGAGGGUGAGCUAGAGGGCGAGCAAUGAUAGGCAGACGGCGAGGCAGAGGGCGAGCAGCGACAGGCCGAGCCCGAGGGCGAGCAGCGACAAGCCGAGCCUGAGGGCGAGGAGCGGCAUCAGCAGGUGGAUGCAUUCUAUGGCUCCACUCGACCUUCACAGCUGCUAGGUCGCCACGGAGCACAUCCCGGAACCGUAUGGUAUCCGCUCGCAUAUCCAGGUGGACGAGGCAGAGGGCGUCCACCUUCUGGCCGUGGCCGGGGUCGGCCACUUUCUGCACGAGGAGGGCCACUUGUCGAACGCGGCAGAGGGCGGCGUAAGUUAGUGAGACCACGAGAGAGCCAGCCAUCUUCCAAUCCUGCACAGGAGAGUUUAGAUGAGGACUCUUAUGAGAGUGCUCCUCUACACAAAAAGAAACGGCGAAGGAUGACGUCUGAAGAGGAGGAGAGAGAGACACAUUGAGAGAGAGAGAGAGAGAGAGAGAGAGAGAGAGAGAGAGAGAGGUGAAGGAUGGUGCCUGUGUGGCUGCAUCAGCUGCGUCAACAGCAGUUGCCACUGUGUGCAGCAAAUGCAGCACCUACAUCAGCUGCAGCAGCUGCUGCAGGUGCUGCAUCAUUUGCGUCAGCAGUUGUGUCACGUGUGUGUCUGUCUGUAUGUGUGUGUGUGUCUGUAUAUGUGUGUGUGUGUGUCUGUAUAUGUGUGUGUGUGUGUGUGUGUGUGUGUGUGUGUGUGUGUGUGUGUGUGUGCUGCAUCAAUUGCGUCAGCAGACUCAGCAGGUGUGUGUGUGUGUGUAUGUGUGUGCGUGCUGCACGAAUUGCGUCAGCAGGUAUGUGUGUCUAUGUGUGCGUGUUGCAUCAAUUGCGUCAGGAGGUGUGUGUGUGUGUGUGUGUGUGUGUGUGUGUGAGUGUGUGUCUACGUGUGUGUGUCUGUGUACGUGUGUCUGUGUGCGUGUGUGUGUGUGUGUGCGAUUAUGUAUUUUUGAGAGGAUUUGGCUCCUCGGCAGGCCUAAGGGGCCCCUUGUACAAGUGUGCCCGCCCUAAGUGGAGGCGGGCCUAGCAAAUCACGAGAGGCCCAAUGCUGUCAAUUUUGUAUUUGGGGUUCAGGCAGUUGUGUCGCGUCAGUUGGUUGAGGGAAUCAGUUCACGAGCAGCAAAUACUUUCCACGGCCUUUUAGGCCUUUUUCUGAAAGGCAGGCCCUGGGCCACAUCUGCAGCAAUAUACACUGACAGUUAGGAGGCCUCACUGUAGAACGAGGCCAAACAGCAGCAGCAGAGGCCCAGCUUCCACAGUUGGUUGGGGCUCAGGCGUACAGCAAGUGGUAGUGGUUGGGGCUUGGGCAUAUACCUGGUAUUGGGCGGCAUCUUCAUAUACCACGGUGGCUCUUGACGUCAGCAGUUGUAUUGUCAAUUCGUAGGCAGACAGUAGCUAUGUGGGGGUAAUCUGGGCGUUGAGUGCCAAGUGCCAAGUAGGGUGGAAGGGCCUGGACUCUUAUGUUGGUGAUGACGAGAGUAAGCUGUAAUUGACAUUCG
This is a messenger RNA of Chara braunii, 5487 nucleotides long. NCBI's taxonomy places the organism in Eukaryota, Viridiplantae, Streptophyta, Charophyceae, Charales, Characeae. The record is from the annotation of a GenBank genome assembly.